This is a messenger RNA of Ochotona princeps (American pika), 747 nucleotides long. It is a transcript of the gene MED7, whose product is annotated as mediator complex subunit 7. Lineage: Eukaryota; Metazoa; Chordata; Mammalia; Lagomorpha; Ochotonidae. The record is from RefSeq and is a predicted model, not a curated record. The coding region runs from base 40 to 741 and encodes 233 amino acids. Gene Ontology annotation, molecular function: transcription coregulator activity. The transcript has 2 exons. Gene Ontology annotation, cellular component: mediator complex. Gene Ontology annotation, biological process: regulation of transcription by RNA polymerase II.
CUCAGCUCAGCCCCAGCCACUGGUGUUUGAUCUUCCACAAUGGGUGAACCACAACAAGUGAGUGCGCUUCCUCCACCUCCUAUGCAGUACAUCAAGGAAUAUACUGAUGAAAAUAUUCAGGAAGGCUUGGCACCCAAGCCUCCCCCUCCAAUAAAAGACAGUUACAUGAUGUUUGGCAACCAGUUCCAGUGUGAUGAUCUCAUCAUCCGCCCUUUGGAAAGUCAGGGCAUCGAGCGACUUCAUCCUAUGCAGUUUGAUCACAAGAAGGAACUGAGAAAACUCAAUAUGUCUAUCCUAAUUAAUUUCUUGGACCUCUUAGAUAUCUUGAUCAGGAGCCCUGGAAGUAUAAAACGAGAAGAGAAGCUAGAAGACCUGAAGCUGCUCUUUGUGCAUGUGCAUCAUCUCAUAAAUGAAUACAGACCCCACCAAGCAAGAGAGACUCUGAGAGUCAUGAUGGAGGUCCAGAAACGACAACGGCUGGAAACGGCCGAGAGGUUUCAAAAGCAUCUGGAGCGAGUGAUCGAGAUGAUUCAGAAUUGCCUGGCUUCUUUGCCCGAUGAUCUGCCAUGUUCAGAAGCAGGAAUAAAAGUGAAAACUGAACCCAUGGAUGCUGAGGAUAGCAACAAUUGUACUGGACAGAGUGAGCAACAAAGAGAGAAUUCAGGUCUUCGAAGGGACCAAAUUAUAGAAAAGGAUGCUGCCUUGUGUGUCCUGAUUGAUGAAAUGAAUGAAAGACCGUGACUGAUA